Molecule: messenger RNA, 4237 nt
Organism: Stegastes partitus (bicolor damselfish)
Lineage: Eukaryota; Metazoa; Chordata; Actinopteri; Pomacentridae
Gene: rhpn2
Product: rhophilin, Rho GTPase binding protein 2
Exons: 15
Coding region: 123-2183 (686 amino acids)
Biological process (GO): negative regulation of stress fiber assembly; signal transduction
Molecular function (GO): protein binding
Source: RefSeq, a predicted model, not a curated record
ACUCAGUGCUGGAGGAGGGAGGACCUCACCUGUUGUACCGCAGAGCUCUGUUGGAAUAAAGGCUCUGUUCACUUUUAAUUCGCCUGUUUUCUGUGAGAGCUCGGCGGAGGAUUACCUUCAGGAUGACAGACACGCUCCUACCAAACGGCAUCAAGGACAGCGGAGGAGACAGCGCUUACUUCAGAAAGGGCUGCAACCCAUUCGCACAGACCGGACGAAGCAAACUGCAGAAUAAGCGAGCCAGUCUGAACCAACAGAUCAUCAAGCAGAUGAGAAUGAGGGCUGGAGCUGAGAAUUUGCUGAAGGCUACAUCCAACAACAAGGUUAAAGAAAUGGUUCUUCUGGAGCUGAGCUAUGUUAACUCCAACCUGCAGCUACUCAUGGGACAGCUGGAAGGACUCAACAGUUCAGUAGAGGUCUACCAGAACACCCAGGAAACAGCAAACAUUCCCCUCAUUGCGCUUGGUCUGAAGGAGACAAAAGAGGUGGACUUCUCGACUCCAUUCAAGGACUUUAUCUUGGAGCACUACAGUGAAGAUGGAAAGAGUUUUGAGGAUGAGAUUGCUGACCUGAUGGACCUGCGACAGGCAUGCAGAACGCCAAGUCGAAAUGAGGCUGGGGUGGAGCUGCUUGCAAAAUACUACAGUCAUCUCCCACUGAUCGAGAGCCGAUUCUUCUCCCCAACCCACCAGACCGGGAUCUUCUUCACUUGGUAUGACUCCUUCACAGGAGUGCCAGUAUGCCAACAGAACCUGUCACUUGAGAAGGCCAGCAUCCUUUUCAACAUGGCCGCCCUCUACUCUCAGAUUGGCACCCGAAGUGACCGACAGACAAUAUCAGGCCUGGAGGAGGCUAUAUCUUCCUUCCAGAAAGCUGCAGGUAUACUGAACCACCUUAAGGAGACUUUCACCCACACUCCCAGCUACGACAUGAGUCCAGCCAUGCUCAGUAUGCUGAUUCGAAUGAUGCUUGCUCAGGCUCAGGAGUGUCUGUUUGAGAAGACCGCUUUGCCUGGAAUCCGAAACCAGUUCUACUCCCUGAUGAAAAUGGCCCAAGAGGCUGCAAAGGUCUCAGAAAUCUACGACCAAGUCCAUCAGUCCAUGAUCCAGACCCCAAUCAAAGACAAUGUCCCGUUGUUCUGGUCCACCAUGUCACAAGUCAAAGCCAACCACUACCGCUCCAUGGCACACUACUUUGUAGCCUCUGCACUGCUGGACCAUCAGUUGAGUCCCAGUGACGAUGAGGACCAGCAGGAGAAGACCUUGUCACAGGUGUAUGACCGGCUCCCUGAAGGACGCUCUCCUCUGGACAUCCUGAAGAAGAAAGAUGAACGUGAACGCAUUGGUAAAGCUCACAUUCGUCGGGCCAUCUUGGGUCACGAGGAGGCUCUGAGGAUUUAUAGUUUGUGCCACAACUUGACCGAGCUGGAGGUUCUGCAGGACAUUUUAAAAGCCAGUCACCAGCGCUCGCUCAACAAAUUCAGUGAACAUGAAAAUGAGGAAGAGUUCACUGACUACAUGGAGGCCCCAGACAUCAUCUCUAAAACAGAGCACAAAGCAGAGAUGGAAGUUCCUGCAACUACAAAGGUGAAAGUGAUCGACUUUUUCCAGAGGCUGGGCCCGCUGUCAGUGUUCUCAGCCAAGCAGCGGUGGACAGCCCCACGGACAAUACAGCUUCGCCCUCAAGACAGAGACCUGGGUUUCACCCUGAAAGGAGAGUCACCAGUCCAGGUGGUUUCAUUGGACCCCCUCUGUCCAGCUGCUGCUGAUGGGCUAAAAGAGGGGGAUUACAUUGUCACUGUGGGUGACACAGAAUGCAAAUGGAUGGGUGUGAGUGAGGUGAUGCGACUUCUUAAGGAUGUGGACGAGGAGGGAAUUGAGAUCCAGGUGGUCAGCAUGAUGGACACCAACCCUCCAAUGCCUACAAAGAGUGCGACCUUCUGUGGAAACCUACCGAAGACCUACUCCAUGAUUUGUCUGGCCUAUGAUGAUGAUGACAAGAAUCCCAAGUCCCGCAAAGUAACCAAGAAGUCAUCCUUCCUCAGCUGGGGUCUGAAGAACAAGUUGAAGAGCGCCAGCACCCUCAGCCUCCCCACAGCAGACCACUCUGGCACUCUACCAUGGAACAAACCCUGUCCCACCUUCCCCAGCUCCAGCUCCUACAACGACAGCGCGCUCUAUUGAGCUCACUGCUGGCCUUUUACUGUGUCCAAAUGUCAUGCAGUACCCAUAAUAAGCCUAACACGGUUAUAUACAGUACUGUGCUGUCCCCAUACUGAACCUGCUAUGGUACGGUGUCAGUGCCCUUUGGUGUUUCCACUGGAAUAUUGAGCAGUAGUGUGUGCAGCUUGUAGGGCACCUCUGUGUUGGUAACAUUACUGCCAGCUACUUUGGAAAGUGGCUCUCCCAAAUACUGUGUAUGGGUGUUUAUGUCAGUACAUGGGUACCUUCCCAGCAUAGUUCUCUAUUUGAAGGAAGCUGUACUGUACAUCAAACAUAAUGGAAAAUCCUUCAGUACCAUGCCAGUAUGUGUACAGCACAGUACAGCUGCACUGUGGGAAAACAUACCAGUUAUUAUUCCUCUCUCUCUCUCUAUACAUAUAUACAUUUGCACACAGCACUGAGACAGGCUCCUAAGUUAAACAUCUCGUCAUCUCAGUAUUUUUUCUAGAAGAAACGCUCCACACCAACUGAAGGAAGAAAACAAAAUUGCACAAACACACCCAGCACCAGUUUCUACUUAACUGCAAAGCACUGAUUAUUUUGUGCAGUCCCUUCUUUGCUCCAUUGUGUACUGACGUAGCUGUGCACAGGGCUGUUAUCUUCUAUGUGCAUCCUGAAUACAUACUGUCAUACUGUAUAUGUGAAGGAUUCUGUCAUUGCCACAAUAUUUGUUACUCUCAGUGGACACUGAUCAGUUUUGAGGUUCAAAAUGCAUACAUUUUCUAAACAGACAUGUUGAGUUAAUAAAUCUUGUUGCUGUAUGUUAAACAGUGAUUGAGGGAAAACAAAUUUGGCAGUGGAGUUGUUUUUCAUGUCUGGGGAUAAAUGAUGAAUGCAAUGUUCUAUAAGCUGCUAAAAAAAAAAAAUUGUGUGUGUGUAUGUGUGUGUGUGUAUAUAUAUAUAUAUAUACACACACACACACACACACACACCUUGUUAAGGUAAUACUGUUAUUUUGUGUUUAUGAGAGAGCCUUUGAGGAUAUUGUCUCUGUUUAGUGCCAUGUCUGGGACACAGUGUAAAUGGAAAUAUUGGUAUUUUAGGUUUACUUAAUGUCCCAGCUAUGCCGCAAACCAAUAUGCCUGCAUGUCCCAGAAUGUACCAGUUACCAUUUUGAUUUAUCUUACCUACUUCUGGCCCAUCUGUCCAUUUGUAAAAGGAGCAUGAGCUGUGUGUCUGUUAUUGUGAAUCUUAAUGUAGUUAAAGGCUAUUUUGUCUCUACAAGGGAAGAAUAUGGGCAGACUGAUGACAUGUCUACAUUGUACUUGGACAGCCCGUCACCCAACAGUGACUUUGAUCAAAGCCCACUGUCAGGUUUCUACUUUUUGUCUCUAGCUGUCUUAAUACUAGCCACACCUUACAUUUUACUGACACUUUGCAGUGUUGGACUAUCUCUUUAUCUACAAAGUAGAUUCUCAUACACAUUUGAUAAUCAAAUUAUUUAUGUAAUAAAAAAAUACAAAAAUAUAUAUAUUUACCUGUAAGUUGUAGCUUUUAGAACAAGUUGGUCAAGUUGUGAGUUUUUGCACGCUGGAUUUCUUGGUUGGUUUCUUGAAGGAAUGAAUUUUACUAGCCUUGUUUAAUCUUUUGGUGGACAUAUAUUCUGCUAUAUUUUCUAUGUAAAGAUAUUUUAAAUUGGAUUUUUUUUUAAACAGCAACACUGAGAAGACUCUGUUUACCGAAUAUAGUGCCAUUUAUGCUAUGUCAUGAAGGAAAAUGUCAAGUUAUGUGUAUAGCAAGACUGUGCAGUGAAUGCUUCAUAUUGUGCUAACUAAAUGUAGGCAUAUAUACUUAAACAGAGGAUAUUAACUGAACACAUCUUUGUGUGUACAUGAACAGUGCCUAGUGAUCCUAAAUGCCUUGUUGUGUAUGUAGAGGAUUGUGGUACCUGUUCUUCUCAAGCUUUUAGGUUGCCAUUGCUCCUUUCUCUGUAAUUUUUGUUGCAUAGCUGCUUUGUUGAUAAGUCUUUGUGUCAAUGUGUAAACUUAAAUAUCAAUAAAGGAGUAUAAAAACAA